Molecule: messenger RNA, 250 nt
Organism: Dentiscutata heterogama
Lineage: Eukaryota; Fungi; Glomeromycota; Glomeromycetes; Diversisporales; Gigasporaceae
Source: the annotation of a GenBank genome assembly
AUGGAUUCUACGCAUAAUACUAAUAAGCACGGAUGGCGUUUAUUUACCUUAUAUAUCCGCGAUGGCUGUGGCUGUUGGAAUGUCGGCGCCCACUUCUUUGUUAAUAAAGAAAAUAGUGAGGCUGUUGUGUCGGCAUUAAGGAUUAUUCGAAAAAAAUUUGCUCCACAAUGGAGUCCACGGUAUAUGCUUCUUGACCAAAGCAAUGUAGAAUCCAAUGGUGUCGCACUAACGUUCUCAGGUCUUUCUGUAG